This is a messenger RNA of Podospora pseudocomata, 1071 nucleotides long. RefSeq lists its product as uncharacterized. The transcript is spliced from 2 exons. Lineage: Eukaryota; Fungi; Ascomycota; Sordariomycetes; Sordariales; Podosporaceae. Bases 1 to 1071 code for a protein of 356 amino acids. The record is from RefSeq and is a predicted model, not a curated record.
AUGAAUAGUUCCUUUACGACGACUCCGGAAACUACGACAAUCGUUCGAAGUUACAGCUUAAAGGUUGGAAAGGAGAACCCUAGCAAUGUUCUGUCUCAGGCUCUCGGUAGCGCGACCAAGCAUGACGAAGAAGGUGACCUGAGGGCGCGCGUAACAGCUGAGGAGUGGCACCGAUGGCUCUAUGGACCUUCUCCAACUUCGGACGCUUCGAUCUUCAGCCCGCUGGAGCGAGAGCGAGAGGAGCUCAUACGGGUCUGGCAAGAGUUUCAGCGAAUAUUUGUCAAUCCAGGCGCAGACAACAUUUCGGCACUUGACUCCCACAGAAUUCCAACCAUCGCAACACUGCAGGCCGCUGUCGAGGAUGCCCACACGAACUGGGAGGUGAAGCACCAGUCGGGAUUUGGCAGAGCUAAAACUCGAUUUCGGGAGUUUAUUGAGACGAUGAAUGACCACUCUUACCUGUUCAAGUUUGUUCCCGCACAAGACAAGUACCUGAGUCUCCUGACGGGGGUGGUAGCCACCGUCGUCAAGACGUCACUGAAUUAUCAAAAGAUUGCCGAGGGCUUCUCGCUUGCACUGGUGGAAAUGAGCGCAAACCUGAGAUACGUCGAGAAGAAAACCCAUAUUGCAAAUACCGCAGAAAUGCAGCGGCUCGUGGUCGAACUUUACGUCAAGAUCUUCAAGUUUCUCUGCCACGCAAUGUCCUUCUUCCACAAGCGUCGCAAGAGGUUUUUUGCGUCUUUUGAUAAGACCUUCUACGAUAGAAGCGUCCAGGCCAUGGUGGAUGACAUCCAGAAGACUAUCAAACGCAUCAAAGACGAAGCACAGCACACGUCAGAACUUCGGAUCGAAGAGAUAAACUCGAAGGUUGACUGGCUGGUCAGGUUGCAAGAGUUGGGUACUCAUAGCCACGGAAAUAGCCAGCAAGAAAUUGAUGACAAGAAUGCAACGGCGGCAAUUGGCUUUAAGAGGCUAGGUGAAACUGCAGUUCGCCACUUGGGGCUCGUUGAGGAGCAGGUGAGGCUAUGUAAGUGUCUUUUUAUCUUUUCUGUUGGAAAAAGUGCACCAUGA